UCAAUAUACUUUCUUUUUAUGCCAUUAGAUGAUAAUAAGGAGAACAGAUUUGCAGCUGAGCUGGAUGAAUAUGGGUCGGAUACAAUGAGUGAAAUAAAUAUUGUUGGGAGAAUUAUCUUAAAUAUUUGGAGAAUGAUGAGAAAUGAGGUGAAUCUAAUGAAUUACACCUUUGAAAAUGUGGGCUUUCAUGUUCUUCAUCAGCGUUUUCCUCUGUUUACUUUCCGAGUCCUGUCUGACUGGUUUGAUAACAAGGCGGAUGUCUACAGAUGGAAAAUGGUUGAUCAUUAUGUUAGCCGGGUCCAUGGGAACCUCCAGUUGUUACGAAAACUGGAUUUGAUUGACAGAACAAGUGAAAUGGCGAGACUUUUUGGCAUUCAGUUCUUACAUGUUUUAACAAGAGGCUCCCAGUAUCGUGUGGAAUCUAUGAUGCUGCGUGUUGCAAAGCCAAUGAAUUAUAUCCCUGUGACACCCAGUAUCCAGCAGCGAGCUCAAAUGAAAGCCCCUCAAUGCGUUCCCUUAAUAAUGGAGCCCGAAUCCCGCUUCUACAGCAAUGCUGUUCUUGUACUGGACUUCCAGUCAUUAUAUCCUUCCAUUGUGAUAGCAUACAACUACUGCUUUUCAACCUGUCUGGGACCUGUUGAAAACUUGGGAAAAUAUGAUGCAUUCAAAUUUGGCUGCACCUCUCUGAGAGUACCUCCUGAUUUGCUUUACCAGAUUAGGCAUGAUAUCACAGUGUCACCCAGUGGUGUGGCUUUUGUCAAGCCUUCAGUAAGAAAGGGCGUGCUGCCGAGAAUGCUUGAAGAAAUCCUGAAGACAAGGAUAAUGGUGAAACAGUCAAUGAAGGCUUACAAACAUGACAAGGCUAUAAGUCGAAUGCUUGAAGCUCGUCAGUUAGGUCUUAAAUAUAUAGCUAAUUUUACAUAUGGUUAUACUGCUGCUAAUUUUUCUGGAAGAAUGCCAUGUAUUGAGCUUGGGGACAGCAUUGUCCACAAAGCCAGAGAAACAUUGGAGCGUGCUAUAAAACUGGUGAAUGAUACCAAAAAAUGGGGUGCUCACGUUGUGUAUGGAGAUACGGACAGCAUGUUUGUACUCUUGAAAGGAGCCACUAAGGAGCAAUCUUUUAAGAUUGGUCAAGAAAUUGCUGAAGCUGUAACAGCGACAAACCCCAAACCUGUUAAACUGAAGUUUGAAAAGGUCUACUUGCCAUGUGUCCUACAAACUAAAAAGAGGUAUGUGGGUUACAUGUAUGAAACACUGGACCAGAAGGACCCAGUAUUUGAUGCAAAAGGCAUAGAGACUGUCCGAAGGGACUCUUGUCCUGCUGUUUCCAAGAUACUUGAGUGUUCUAUCAAGCUGCUAUUUGAAACACGUGACAUAAGUCAGAUCAAACAGUACGUGCAGAACCAGUGCAUGAAGUUACUGGAAGGAAAAGCCAGCAUACAAGACUUCAUCUUUGCAAAAGAAUACAGAGGUAGCUCUGCUUACAAGCCUGGAUCCUGCGUACCAGCCCUGGAAAUCACCAGGAGAAUGCUCGCCUACGACCGCCGCUCUGAACCACGGGUUGGGGAGCGGGUGCCCUAUGUCAUUGUGUACGGCAUGCCUGGGCUGCCCCUCAUCCAGCUGGUGAGGCGGCCCGCCGAAGUGCUGCAGGACCCCAGCCUGAGGCUGAACGCCACCUACUACAUCACCAAACAGAUUCUGCCACCGCUGGCCAGGGUCUUCUCACUGAUUGGCAUAGAUGUCUUCAGCUGGUAUCAUGAACUGCCAAGGAUUCAGAAAACUGCUUCUACUGCCCGCAGUGAGCUGGAAGGACGGAAAGGCACCAUCUCGCAGUAUUUCACGACCUUACACUGUCCCGUGUGUGAUGAACUGACCCAGUAUGGGAUCUGUACUAAGUGCAGAAGCCAGCCACAGCAUGUGGCAGUGAUUCUCAACCAAGAAAUCCGAGAGCUGGAGCGCAAGCAAGACCAGCUGGUCAAGAUAUGCAAGAACUGUACAGGCUGCUUUGACCGACAGAUCCCGUGUGUCUCCCUGAACUGCCCAGUGCUUUUCAAGCUGUCCCGAGUGAGCAGAGAACUAUCGAAGGCACCGUACCUCCGCCAGCUCCUCGACCAGUUCUGAUCGAUCUGUUACGGGAUUCCAGGUGCUAUUUUGUUUCAGUGUUUACCACACUAGGACUAUUGUGCAUGGUGCUUUUUCAACUCAUCUAGUCCAGGAUUUCCAUUUUAACUGUCGGGUUUAUUAUCUGAGGAAUAAAACGAACGCUUAUCCUAACUAAAUUAAAAAAAUGCAUUUGUUGA
This is a messenger RNA of Meleagris gallopavo (turkey), 2300 nucleotides long. The record is from RefSeq and is a predicted model, not a curated record. Lineage: Eukaryota; Metazoa; Chordata; Aves; Galliformes; Phasianidae.